AUGGCGCUGCCUCCUGGACCUUACGCCGGCACCAGCACUCUCGCUCUCGUUGCUCGUGCAUCUGCUUUCUCUUUUGGACUCGUUUAUGGGAGCAUUAAGCUCAAGUACCUCAAGGCAAAGGCUCACCGCUGA
Gossypium raimondii (Peruvian cotton) is the source of this 132-nucleotide messenger RNA. RefSeq lists its product as uncharacterized. The coding region runs from base 1 to 132 and encodes 43 amino acids. The record is from RefSeq and is a predicted model, not a curated record. The transcript is spliced from 3 exons. Lineage: Eukaryota; Viridiplantae; Streptophyta; Magnoliopsida; Malvales; Malvaceae.